Pomacea canaliculata is the source of this 800-nucleotide messenger RNA. RefSeq names its product canalicular multispecific organic anion transporter 1-like. The coding region runs from base 64 to 669 and encodes 201 amino acids. The transcript has 4 exons. NCBI's taxonomy places the organism in Eukaryota, Metazoa, Mollusca, Gastropoda, Architaenioglossa, Ampullariidae. The record is from RefSeq and is a predicted model, not a curated record.
UGCUCUUUCUUUUAAUUCAACCAGACACGGGUGCUGGUGACACACGGCAUCCACUGGCUGCCGAUGGUUGACGAGAUCAUCGUGCUGUCCGACAACGGCAUCUCGGAGAAAGGCAGCUACGACACUCUCAUGUCCCACAACGGACCCUUCGCUAACUUCGUCAAACUUCAUCUGCAACAGAGGGAGGACUCGGAGGAAGAUGAAGACCCCGAGAUCUCGAUUCUCAUCAAUAAGAUCCGAGAGAACGUGGAGACGGCGACUUCCGAGGGCACAACUUCCGGCGAAGAUCUGACACGCAAAGACAACUCUAGAAGCAGGAAGUCCACAAGAACAACAUCAAAAUCAUCGAGGAUGACUGAUUCAACGAAAUGUAAAUUCAGCACGUGCCACCUUGAGGAAGAAACUUCAGAGGAGGACAACUAUAGGCUGGUGAAGGAAGAGACAAUUGAGAAAGGAAGCGUGAAGUGGAGCGUGUUUCUGCACCUACGUACGAGCAGCAGGUGCUUUACCCUUCACGGCAUCCAUUUUGUUCUUCCUCCUCUUUCAAGCCGUCAACGCAUCAAAGUAACUUCUGGCUCAGCCGCUGGACAGACGACAACUUCCUCGCCACAUCCCACGGAAACGCCACCUUGCGGCACAACUACAAAGCCAAGAAUGACUAUUACUUGAUGCUGUUUGGAAUGUUUGGCAUCGGGCAGAGUACGUGAUGAGAAAUAAUAAAAAGGAGAAAGUUAUUCAACGAGACAAACACAGCAUGACAACGACAAUUCUUUAUUAACAAAUUUGAUGUCAUUAGGACA